AUGGGCCAUGGAGUUAAAAACAGAACCAGGGAAUGUACGAAUCCCAGUCCUUGUGGGGUUUUAGCCAGUUACUGCCCAGGAAGUAAUACAUCUGAUGCCGAAUGUGAAGAGUUCCCACCAUGUUUAGAGGGAUCAGUUUUUGGAGGGAAUUACAUGACAAAAGAUGAUCCUUUAGUACUGUAUUCGUCAGCCAAUAUAGAGAUUCUGCCAAAAACACAAAUAACGUGUGUUUUGCCAAACCUUUACAAAAACUGGACUUUGUACUUGUGCGAUGAACACUCUGAAAACGAGACUCUGACCUAUAUGGCAGAAGCAUCACUCUUUCAGAUACGCCCGGGGGCGUUCCCGUUUGGCCUGUAUAGACUUUUUGUAAGAAUUGAGUAUUACCCAGGGUCGUAUGAGUUUGUGGAGGGAUACAUGUACUUCAAAUUGCAGUUGCCUCCCCCUAACGUCAUCAUUCAGGGUGGGUCGGGGAGAAUGUCGGGUCCCGGGAAAACCACGCUUGAUGCCUGGAGUGGAUCUUAUGAUCUUACAAAGGGACCCGGUUACAGGGAUGGUCUGAAGUUUUCGUGGAGUUGUCUGGAAUUUCCGACGGAUUCCUUAGAAAUGUUGAUGACAUUUGUUAUUCCCGAAUCUUUCACAUUCUUAGCUAAUGUAACAGUAUCGUGGGAUUAUAUACAAAGCCUAGCUGUAAUGUCUGAGACAUAUCUUAACCUUGCCAGUCAGACAAAUAUUAUGUAUUUUAAUAACACUUACAGAUAUUUAAACUUAACAAAUAUUACCAAUCCCCAAAGCUGUGAAGAUUAUUCAGCAUUUACAAGGAAGAAAAACAGAAUUCCCAAUCCGUGUUUCCUCGACAAUGUGAUGAGCGCCGAACUUUAUUACUUGCUUCAAGAUUUUACCAGCAAUAACUAUAUUCAAGAAAUAUUAGCCCAUAGAGAAGUUGCACAAAGAGGCUAUACAGAUAUAAAGAAUGGUUUACCAUUGCUUAAACUGGAGCCAAACAUUACAAACCAGGAAACAGAUAUGAUAGAGACAGAAUUCUUGCCAAGUAUGAAAUCUCUGAUCAGACAUUUACGAAUUAUGACGGAUGUUUUGACAGAAUUAAAUCGGUUAAUGUAUGGAUUUCCCAAGGAGAAUUUUACCAUCUCGACACUUCGUGAUUUCGACAAACAUCUCGUGGAUCUGACAACUGAGGCAGAAAUAAUUUCAAGUUUUAAUAUCUCAGAUAUGAUGGCAUGGGAAGCUGAAGCCUGGAACCUUGUGAUUAAGCUGUUUGAAAACAGUCAGUGUACGUCUUUCUCGGAGACUACCACAGGCUUUGCGGAAGUGGUCACUGAUCCGAAUCAUCAGACCAAAGCUGUAGGGUAUAUCGUCUCCGUCAAAGUAACUAUCCUGGACGCUGAAAACAUUUAUCAACAAAGAAUCCAGAUCGUAUUUCCGAAUUCUAGCUCUAUUACUUAUUCCAGCGAUACAUUUCCUGAUAUAAACAUAGAAUGCUUGUUGAAUUGUAAACCUAAAGUGGCCACAUCUCUAGUAAUGUCCUUACGAGCAGAGUGUAUAACAUGUUCUGCCAGCGAUCUAGCGAAGAUUGUCUAUAGCUGGAAGUUAAUGGAAUUCGACCCAACAACAAGAACAACCAGCAAAAUAAACGACUGGGAAGACUGGUUAGAAACAGAUCCAUCAGAACAGAAAUUCUUCGUCAAAGCCAAUUCGUUCCGUCGUUUGUCGUAUUACAUGCUGACAUUGAGGAUGAACAUAUCAGACGACAGGUGGGCAGAAAUACGGAUGAUUCUGGAGACGACGGAACCUCCGUAUGACGGAUACUGUAGAAUAGAUACGACCAAAGAUGGUAAGCAAUUAGUGGUCAUUAAUGCAUGGAAAGAUGAAGGGUUUAGAAAGCAGAAAAAUAAAGAAAUAGACUGGAAGGAACAGAUCAGUUUUCGGUUAUUCCAGGAAGAUUCCCAAACCCAGGAGAAGACGCUCCUAUACCAAGGCAAUGAAAGGUACAUAGAGGGCAUUUAUUUCAACUAUGGACACGAAGAAGAUAAUUGGUUAAUAAAUACAUAUGCGGAGGUACUAGAUGUCUUUGAUGAUUUUACAACUUGUACUUUUCAUCCUAUCGCGGUCUAUUCCCCAAUGAUGGCCAUGAGCGUGGAAGACUAUCUACAAAAUUCACAGGCACUGAUAGAAACUGCAAUUGAACAAGAGGAUGUGGGUCUGGUUUCCAUGGCAGUAGAAACAACUAUCAGUACCACGAAUCGGGAGUCUCUUCCACCGCCGAGUUUGAUCGACACGCUGGUGGAAGACCCGGGAUCGUGGAGUAGUGUGGGUGACAACACCACAUUUGAAAACCUCUUUCAAGAACUAACCUACGUCCCAGAAGAUGUUAACUCUACCCUCGAGUUACUCACAGAGGGAAUGAAGAAUAUGACAAACCUUCUUUCAACGUCUACAAGUUCACUAAGAAUAGACACCACGGUUCGACAAAGACAAAUGGCAUUUUCCUCGGGAUCUGCUAUGGAGAAGAAGCAACUGGUCACCAAAGAAGUUAUGGCCACAGCGCUGAAUGCAACGAAUGACGUAAUUGGUAACUUCAUCAACACAUCCAAAGAAGCUAUGUUUCCUGUAUAUGAAGAUUAUCUAUCUACAUCAGAAGCUAUCCUACGAUCAGUGGAUAAUCUUCUGAAUGUUUUGAUUCCAAAACUAAGUCCAGACAUUCCAGAUACGGGUGACAUUGACGAAAUAGCAAAAGAGUACGCCGCUUCAGAUCUCAUUAACAGUUACGAUGGAACCGGGUUUUCACCACAAGAGAGAGCUCUCUUUACUUCAAUGUCUGUGGCAUCAUACAGGGAGAAAUUAAACUCCUCAGUCGAUAUGGCGAGUAGAACUGUCCCAAGCAUGCAGAACUCCAUUGUCGAGCUUGGAACUGUACUGAAGGAGAUAACUCAUAGGAAACAGUUUGAAGUUGAAGUCACUCGACCAGGAUUAACAACUAGUAUGGAAAAACUCCGAGUUGACCAGGAGAUUGACCGAAAAGAUUUAAAAAUCAAAUUGGACGUCAGUAAUACAAAGCAAGAUUUUUUGCAGGUUACCAAAUACUCCAAAACGCCUUUCAUAUGGGAUUCGGAAGCAAAAAACAUACAGUCACCCACAGUUCAUAUUGUUCUGGGCGACCAAACUAAACUCCCCUCUAUAAAGACCAAGUUCAGCGUAUCUCCUUCAGUGACGAAAAGAGACGUCGUUUUAGCGUUCCCUGACGAUCCAGAGGAGUCCAGCUCGCAGACUUUUUCUUAUAAAAUAUGGUGGAGGAAUCCGUUGGAUAAUUUGGUCUUUAGUGUGGAAUGUGACAACAGUACAAUGAAUACAACAUCACAUGUAGUGUAUGUCAAAAAAGACAGUAUCCCUACCGCUGGUAACCACGGAUGGUCGAAAGUGAUCGUCCCCAGUGACUGGACUGAUGUUGGUUUCUCGUGUCUCCUUCCAAUGAAUUUCUGCCCAGGACCAUGUUUGAUCUAUUUUUCAGUCCAUGUUGCAUCAAUUCCCAAACCAAGGACUUCUAGGCGUCGCCGAUCUGCUUACAACGGCACCUCAACUGCAACUUACCGUAUCAGUGGCUGGACCACAGGGUGUCGAGUAUGGGAUGGAGGGAAAUGGGACAAGACUUCAUGCCAGUUAACUUCGGAAACUAAUGGUAAAGAGACGGUUUGUGAGUGUAAAAAUCCUCCAGGAGAUAACUUUGCCACAUCCUUCUUUGUUCCUCCCAAUUCUAUCGAUUUUUCCACGGUCUUUGAUAAAUUUGACAUCUUGGGAAACGGUGCAGUGUUUGGUACAGUUACGGCUAUCAUUGUACUUUAUCUUAUUGGUCUUUUGAUAGCGCGGCGUUAUGACAAGAAAGAUCAAGAAAAGUGGAAACUGUUGUACAUGAAUGACAACCUGAAGACAGACAAAUUCGUAUAUCUGGUUACCGUUUACACCGGACUAUCUAGGAACUCUGGAACCAAAAGUAACGUCAGUUUCGUCAUGACUAGUCACCUAAGGGACACCGGGGUCCGGCAUCUCACUGACGGAGUCAAAAAGGGUUUCGAGACUGGAAGUGUUUGUACU
Molecule: messenger RNA, 4107 nt
Organism: Saccostrea cuccullata (small rock oyster)
Lineage: Eukaryota; Metazoa; Mollusca; Bivalvia; Ostreida; Ostreidae
Exons: 17
Biological process (GO): detection of mechanical stimulus
Cellular component (GO): membrane
Molecular function (GO): protein binding; calcium channel activity
Source: RefSeq, a predicted model, not a curated record